Messenger RNA from Cheilinus undulatus (humphead wrasse), 2417 nucleotides. RefSeq names its product calcium binding and coiled-coil domain 1b (gene calcoco1b). The coding region runs from base 175 to 1827 and encodes 550 amino acids. NCBI's taxonomy places the organism in Eukaryota, Metazoa, Chordata, Actinopteri, Labriformes, Labridae. The transcript is spliced from 15 exons. The record is from RefSeq and is a predicted model, not a curated record.
AGGAUUGCUCAUUGCUUUUCUUCAAGAGGGAGACACAGCUCUGUCCUGUAUGAGGCAGCAGGGAAGAGAAUCUCGGUCAUCACUUAGAAACAAAGAAUAAAGACUUCAUGAUAGAUCAUAAACUGUAGGAGACAAAAAACACUGAUCUACUGACACAGCACAGAGUCCAUUACCAUGGAUAAACAGAGCACAGUGAUGUUUCGAAAUGUGGGGCAGCUCUACUUCCCCCAAACCAGAGUGGAGUGUCAUUACAGUCUGACCUCUGAGCACCGAUGGAGCAGCAGCGACUGGAUUGGCAUUUUUCAGGUGGGCUGGUCUUCAGUGAAACAGUAUUACACCUACACAUGGGCUCAUGUUCCUGAAGGCUACACUGAGGGCUCCAGUGUCAACUGCUGUGCACUUUUCCAUGCCUUCUACCUGCCCUGCCCCAGUUCUGUGGAGUAUCAGUUUGUGUAUGUGGAUAAGGAUGGAGAGGUAUGUGCACAAAGCCGCCCCUUCACUUUCUGUUCUCCUAAGCCACUAGAAGAGUUAGAGACUCUGAAAGAGGAGCAAGAUCAGGAGGAUGGAGAGGAGGAGCUGCUCCUAGUCAUCCCACGAGCUCAGCUGCUGCAGAGUCAGCUGGAUGAAUGCUUACAAAAACAAGCGGAUAUACAGCGUGCUCUGGAUGAGGCCAUAAAGGAGGCAGAGAAGGAGAAAGAAAACAGUAAAAUAGCAAAGAUGGAGUGGGAACUGGAAAGAGAGGCAAUGAAGGGGGAGAUCACAGAGCUUAGAGAUGACUUAAGACACAAAAGCGACACACUGAAGAAGAUCGAGGGAAAGCACAAGGAUGUGAAAUACAGUCAGGAGAACCUGACCUAUGAACUGAGCAAACUCAUGGCUGAGAAAGCCGACAGUCAGCAGCAAGUCAGAGACCUGCAGGAGGACAUGAAGGUCCUGACUGAGAGGGAGAAAGAGGCACACAUGGAACUGGAGAGACUGAAGGAGAGAAUGAAGAAAAUGUCCAGUCAAAUGAAACAUGAUGAGGAGAAGAGGAAGUCUCUGCAGGUGGAGAAUGAGGCAGCUCUGAUGGAGGUCCGAGGGCUGCAGGAACGUCUUGAGGCUGCAGAGCAUGUAUCCGAGAGCCUACGCAGGGAGCUGAGGGAGCUGGGCACCCGUCAGGGCCAUGCAAACACUGAGCUGCACCAAGCCAGGCUGCAGGUGGCCCAGCUCACCCUGCAGCUGUCUGAGGAGAACCUGCUGCUCAGGGAGGAGCGGGCUAACUGGGCCUUAGAGAGAGAAGCUUACAAACAUGCAGCAGAGACUGAUCUCAGAAAAUUGCAGGAACUAAGCAGCGAAGUGCAGAGGAAGGCAGGGUGGCUGCAGGAGGAGAGGGCAGAGAGGGAGAAGCUGGAAGUAGAGCUUGGAAGAGAGAGAGACUGCAGUCGAGUGCUGCUGAGUGAUGCCAAACAGGAGCUGCAGGAGGUGAAGGCGAGCCUGAGGAAAGUCCAGAGAGAGAGAGAGGAGCAGCAGCUGGACAAACAGGACUUGUUAAACUACAUCCAUCAGCUGGAGCAGAGGUUGGGGAUUGAGCCAGAAAACAAAUCAAAUGGAGAAGUACCUGCAUGUAUCUCUCCGGAGUCUUCCUCUGAGAGUGACCAGGAAGUUUGCUCCACUUCUCUCAGUGGAGCUGAGACACUCAUUCAGAGCAGAGAGGACAUAGCAGCCGCUGACACUCAGAACCUGCUGAAGCAGGACUCUGACCCCCGAGCUGCUGAAGAGAAACAGCUGAUGCUUCCAGAAGUCCUCAGCUCCGUCCUGAGUGAGCUGGCUGACUCCCCCAUGUGGUAAUUCAGCAAAGAAUGGAAGUAAACCUUUACAAUACAUCUUCAACAUUUCGUAGUAUUAUGUUGCUUUGCAGCUUUUUGUAGAAAAUUACAUUUAAAAAGGCAAUAAUGUGAGAACUUCUACCCUUAUGAUGCCUGUAUUCAAAGAAAACUUGGCACAAUUGUAAAGUCUUAAGUGUGCACUAUUUUGUACAUUUUAAUAGACAGGUUAAUGCUUUUUUUUCUGUGCUAUGAUGAAAAAUCCCUGCCUGCAAGGAUAUGGUUCUGUCUAUUAAGACUCGUAUUUUAUCUCUACCCUUUAGAAGGUUUAUGCAAUCUUAUCCUGAACUGUUAAAAGAAACUUCUGAAAUUAUGCUGCAAAGAGCUUAAAUGUGAAUAAAUGUUGUUUUUGGCUGCGUAUCAUGUCCAAAACCCCUGCAUGUGAGUGUGAAUCCUGUAUCUGAGUCAAACGUGUGGGUGUGUGUAACAGACGAGUGUGAAAUGUUCUGCUGCAGCUUGUUGAGCACUGUCAGGCUGAAGGAACAUAACAGAAGUCAAUUUAUGAUACUUGAGUGUACUGUCUGGAGACACUUGAAUAAAUGUAGAUGAUAAAUA